AUGGACCAAAAGUCAUCUCUCACAGAUCCAACCCUUAAAAUUUACCCAUCAGAGAAGCUUGUUAAGUUCCUCCAAACAAUAAAAAGCAAUUAUGAAAUACCUGAAAACAUUUUGCAAUUCAUUAAGUCACACCCCAAUAAAGGGAAUGACAAAAUAAAACUGAAAAAUGUAGAACAGGCAUAUCACUUAUCUGACUCUGAUGUAUCAAAGUUAGAGAAAAUUAAAGCAGAGGUUAAAAAAUUAGACCUUAAAGUACCUGAAAAGACGGUAAUUGGUGAUUCACAUGAUGAUAAUGACCAAAAUGUUGACAAUAUGCCUAAAAAAGUGCUCAAAGAAAAUGGUAGUGGAGACAAAAAGAGGCAAUUAGAAUCAGAUGAUACAGAAAUGGAAAAAGUUUUACAGGAUGGUGAUAAAGCAAGAGAUGGUCCAUUUUUAAAGACUUCGGACUUAGACUGGCUGUAUGUUUAUCUUAACACCAUUAGAAACACUGAAACAGAUACCCCAUACUUACAUGAGCUAAUGGAAGGGGUUCACAUUGAAAUGCCAGAAAACAGUGUUAUUAAAAGGAACCCUGUGUUGGAAGAGAGAUGUGUAAAACUAAGAGCUCAACAAGAGGCUAGAGACUACAGGAAAAUGACAAAAGGUGUUGAUAAUGUGAGGAUCAGGUUCCCUGAUGACACCAUUGCUUUCCAAUUGAAACAGUUAAACAGACAGCUAAUUGCUAUUGGCCAGUUCAUCAUUUCAAUAUUUGCUGGAUUCCUCUUUGGCUUCCGAGGAGUUGAAUGGAUGGUUGGCAACCUCGACUUUGGAUUCCGGCUGCUCCUUGGAGUAAUGUGUGCUCUUGUGAUUGCUCUCGCUGAAAUAUACUUCCUGGCCAAGAAACUUAAUGAAGAGCUAAGUGUUCCUGAGACAACACAGAUAGGAGGACCUCCUAAGUUUGUUGACCAAGAAAAGUAUGGAACCCAAAAGAAAGUUGUUAUUAAUAAGAGUGUUAAUAAUAAGGAACAUCAAGAUUAAUAUAAUAUUCCUAUUUCUACAUAAUUUCUUUAUGUAUGCUAUUUUAUGUUAUUAUAGUUAACUGUUUAAAUUA
Molecule: messenger RNA, 1090 nt
Organism: Leguminivora glycinivorella
Lineage: Eukaryota; Metazoa; Arthropoda; Insecta; Lepidoptera; Tortricidae
Exons: 2
Coding region: 1-1017 (338 amino acids)
Biological process (GO): vacuolar proton-transporting V-type ATPase complex assembly
Cellular component (GO): endomembrane system
Source: RefSeq, a predicted model, not a curated record